Thunnus maccoyii (southern bluefin tuna) is the source of this 10825-nucleotide messenger RNA. RefSeq names its product WIZ zinc finger b (gene wizb). The coding region runs from base 1754 to 8089 and encodes 2111 amino acids. The record is from RefSeq and is a predicted model, not a curated record. The transcript has 17 exons. Gene Ontology annotation, molecular function: RNA polymerase II cis-regulatory region sequence-specific DNA binding; DNA-binding transcription factor activity, RNA polymerase II-specific. NCBI's taxonomy places the organism in Eukaryota, Metazoa, Chordata, Actinopteri, Scombriformes, Scombridae. Gene Ontology annotation, biological process: regulation of transcription by RNA polymerase II. Gene Ontology annotation, cellular component: nucleus.
UAAAUCAAGUCCGGUUUAAGAACUGACCCGAGACAUAAAUCACUGAUCACAUCAAAUCACAGUGAAGGAAACAGACAUGCAAAGCCAAAAACUGUAAUGUGAGCAGCCAGAGAGCAGCAGAUAUUACACACAAAACACUGAGAGUAAAAUAUUACUGCAAAACUGAACAGAACCAAAACAAUUAAUUAAGCAAAAGAGCACUUUUAUCAGCACACUGCUGAACUCCUGUUAGCUCAGUUUAUUGUAGCACUUUGCUGAACUCACAUCAUUGUGGGUUCAAGUCCUGUAUGAAAAAUGUGAAAAUUUUUCUUUGUAUUAUAUGUGCUGAAAAAUUAAUCUAUGAUGUAUGAAUUGCAGCAUGACAUUUAUAAUUUUGAAGUAUGAAAUAGCUUAGUAAUUCCUUUUAUGGCAAUAAAAUAAACAUAAUUGCAUUUUCUAUCAGUUGGAAUGUGCUACUUGGUUUGUUGCACAAGUGACAUCAACUCCAUGUGGUGGAAGUAUUGUUUAGCUUCAGAUUGGCUGUCUGCUCCUUUAUAUAUUUUUGACAGACAGAUUUCUGCAUGUUUGAUUCUUUCAUUUUAUUCAAGUGACAUUGAAAGAGAGAACAAAUCAUUAAAACGCUUCUUCCUAUGUGACUACAGUCCUGAGUUGCACUUAUAUUGACUAAAAUACUGUGCAGAUCAUGGAUGUACCAUAUAAACAUCCGUGGUUGAAAUCUAAAGUAACCAGAAACACGGACAGCGCCACUCUGCCAUUGCAACCCACAUUGUGGUGAGAGGUGAGAUUACACCCGAGGGUUUAUUAACUGGAUGCUCUCGUUGCGCCCCCCGGUACACAGGCCGCAGCCGGACCCUUCUCGAUUACCGUGAAAAGUGGCCUCGAUGAUACAAACACACACUUCUAUUUAUGACCACUAGAGGGCGCCAGAUGACCAUAUAAUGACCAGUAGUAAGGCGUUUAUUGAUUUCCAGCAUUUAAGGAAUUUUGUUAACGAGUUUGCAUACCAUACACCCACACUGUGCUUAUUUUAUAGCGAGGGAAACAUCUGCCAUGAGUUGUAAACAUGUUAUUUACUACAGUGGUUAAAUGAUUGGCCAAUUAGAUGUUAACGACUGAAUCUAAAUUCGCACAAAUGACAAUUAAUACUUCACCUGUUUCCAUAAAUGAAUGUCUGAUAUUAAUAAAGUUAUCAGUGUCUAAUGUUUACUGAUCACUCUUGUAUUUUUCGCAGAGAAAAGUGUCACUUUGAUCAUAGCGCUGCACAACAAACAUCCUUUCGCUCACGUUUGUGAAAGUACGUAGAAAUGAAAAAUAAAGACAAAGCAUUAGUAAAAGUUGAACUUAUUAAACUUGGCCCCGGUGGUGGGUUACUCGAAACUCUUCUCGUCGCCCUCCCCGUCGACGUUACGUACGCAGCCGUGGCGUGCCUGCAAGCCAAAUAACAUGGAGUCCUCUGUCUGGCAUCUUCCAAGGGAUCCAUGCAAAGAAAAAAAAAGCCUGAGCACCGAUAAAAGAGCAAGUUUCUCCAUGUGAGCUGUCAAAGCUUGUUGCGAGCAUCGUCUCGGCAGCGUAAAGCUUCAGCUCUGUCCUCAAGUAUGACGAGCGGUGCUUAAACAGCAAGCCUUUCCCUGCGAUCCGCAAACCAGGCCGAUUUCAUGUGUGUUCACGUGUGAAUGUUUCCAGAAUAAGAGGAGAGUGCACAAUGUAGGCAGGCUGGUCACCAGUGGGACUCCAUACUGUUCUCUGGGGGACAAUGGAGCCAGAAGGGCGACCUCUAACCCCAGGGACCAGCUAUGGGCCCCCACCCUUCAACUCAGCACAAAACCCUGUCACCUCUACUUUCCUCAACUGCACCUUACAGUCCUCAUGUUCGUCAAAUGUGAGAGACGGCCUGAUGUCUGCCAAAUGUUCAUGGGGCCACCCUGGAGAUGAGGGCUCCAAGCAGACUGAGGGCACUCAGUCACCCAGUGCAGACCCAGGGAGGAGCGCACAGAGGAGAUUCAGGUCCUCAGCCUUUCCUUCCUCCCUAAGCUGGGACUCUGACUCUGAGAAAGAAACACUAGAUGAGGAGGAGCUACAGCACUUUUCUAACCCUCAUGGUCUGGCUGCUCACAGCCCAGGAUCUCCUUCUUCUGGACUCAGACUUGAUAGUGAAGAUGAUCAAGAACCUGAAAAACUGCAGCACUUUCGUUGUAAGACUGAUUCGCCUACCCCUGUGGAGGGGCGCAAUGACGACAAUGAGAGCACAAAGACAGAAGAGCCAAAUACAUCUCGGCUUGGCCCAACAGAAUUGGCAGACAGCGAAGUCUGGAAUGUAUCUGAGGCAACUGAGCUGUUUCUGUCCAAAGUAAAACCAAAGGACGGCUGCCAAAUGGAGGAGGAGGCAGACAAUAUUGAGGGAGAGAGAAUGCCCAAGAGAAAAGAAACCAAGGAGCCUGAGAGAGAUGUGUACACAUUCCCUGGAGACUCAGACCCGGAAAGUCCCCCUCCUGCUCCCUGGGCUCAUUGCACAUUCAUUCAGCGGUGCAGAAAGAAGAGGGUCCUGCUCAGGCCCUUCUCCGGCCUUGGCACCUUGAAGCGCUCAUUGCCUGAGACUGGCAAGGUGGCUAAGGUGGAAGCUCAAAAAUCCAAAACUGUAGCGCCGACACAGCUGAGCUUAGGUGGAGGGGUCUAUGAUUUUGAAGAGGGCAACUUUGGAGAGGGAGCAGUGGAUGAACCAAUAAAGUUCAGAGAUAGAGGAGGGAAAAGAGACAAAGAAGAAGAAGAAAGCGGGGUAGAGCCAGGUAAGGACAUUUUCACCUGUGUGGAAUGUAGCAUUUACUUCAAAAAGCAGGUCCACCUGCAGGAGCACAUGACUGAGCACCGUCACAGUGGUGCGGGAUGCGGCAGGCGUUUAGGAAAGGGGGGCCGUUUUCGGUGUAUUGAGUGUGGAUGGAACCUGCCAAAUCGGCUUGCGCUGGCAGACCACCACCGAAGGCACCAGGAAUCCCGUAUGAAGAUCCUGGAGGAGAUUGAGAAACUGAAUGAAAAUGGGAAGGCAAAAGAGAUUCAUAUACUGGACAGUAAGGUGGUGAAGCUUAAAAGCCCAGACACAGCUAUUAUGCAAGACGCAGGCCCGGUCUCGAUUCCAGGCCAAGGGUCAGACCCAGAAAUAGUUACAGCUCCACCUCUAUCCCCAGCCCCAAUUUCAACAUCAGACAGAGACCAGACAACUCUUGACUCAGAUACAACUGUAACUCCUCACAAUUCAGUUCGAAGCCCAGCUCAGGCCCGAGGUGUCUCUGCCUACCGCCGCCGCUUUGUCUGCUCCAAGUGUAACUUCAGCACAAGAACCUCCCAGGCACUGGCUAAUCACACCAAGACCCACAACAGGAAAAAGCCCGCUCUCCGGAGUGACUCCUCAUCUCCUGGUUCACCAUCAUGUUUGGCAUCCACCUCCCUGGCCUGUGGUCAUUGUGCCUUCCUGACCUCCAGUCAAACCGUAUUGAGAGAACACCAGAAACUUGUUCACCCAGAACAGGUCUCCAUCAGUGGGGCACAGGCUGAUGAGACUGGCCAGCAUUCAAGGUCCAAUGUGGGUGCUCAAAUUUCAAACCCUGUCCCAGAUUCUGACCACCUCUCUGGGUCUGGAUCCCUGCCCAACGCCACUCAAGGCAAAAGCCAGCAAGGAGUCACUGCCUCUGAGGACAGCACAACACCAGACAGCGCUGCAGCUCGGCCCGCAAGCCGGGUGGUCUUCAAGUGUGUUGGGAACAGGCGAUUCAGCAGGAGAGGGAAGACUUGGACUGAUCUAGCCAAGUUUCAGUCAAGACUGGAUGACGACAAGCUCUCUGGCAGUGAAGAAGAGCAAGAUGAAGAUCAGUGCACAGAGCUUGACAAUGACCUGUCCCAACAAGAUGCUAACUCACCUGUGAGAAACAAACAGCACACCAGAGCACAUGCAGACGACUGUUCAGCACAGCAAAGUGCCACAUUAUCGCUCUCCCCUAAGAAGAGCGUGAAGGACGAAGACAAGCAGGAGGCAGAGAAAGAUGGAAAGGUUUUCUUUUUGAGGAGGAGCAACCGGAUUACUGCUGCACCUGCAGAAAUUGACAGUGAUGAUGAUGACGAUGACAUUGACGAGGAACGUUUGCGACGUUUCCUGUCAGAGGGCAUCUUGGAUGAAGACAGAGACGAGAUUGAUGAGGAUGCAGAGACGCUGAAGAGUGUGGAGAGGAAAUGCCCCUACUGCCCUGAUCGAUUUCAUAAUGGCAUUGGGCUUGCCAAUCACGUGAGAGGUCACCUGAACCGAGUGGGCGUCAGCUACAAUGUGCGUCACUUCAUAUCCCCCGAGGAAGUCAAUGCCAUUGAGAAGAAGUUCUCCUAUCAGAAGAAGAAAAAAAAAGUUGCCAACUUUGACCCGGACACAUUCAGUGUGAUGCACUGUGAGUUCUGUAGCGCAGGCUUCGACACCCGGGCUGGCCUGUCCAGUCAUGCCCGGGCCCACCUCCGGGACUUCGGCAUCACUAACUGGGAUGUUACCAUCUCACCGAUCCACAUCCUGAGGGAGCUGUUCUCCAGCAGGCCCGACCUUGUAAUCCCCACAGCUCCCCCCCGGAGUCCCGGCUCUAUACAGGAAGAAGAGGAGGGUGAAAUGGAGGAGGAAGGGGAGGGAAUUGUUGAGGUGAAGCUGGAGGGAGAGACAAGUGAAAGGACGCUGAGUGCUGCCGUUUCUGAUGCACUGCCUUCAGCAUCUCCUCAACCUUGGAAGAGCGAGGAUGGUGUAAAAGAGUCUGAAGGUGAGGAGGAGGAAGCAGCUGAGGAUGAGGAUGAGCUGCAGCUUCCAGCUCUGGAUGCUCUGAGCCCAAGCCCAGGGAAAACAGGGCUGUGCAGCGUGGACCAAGACAGCCUCUCUCCCGGGGAGGAUGCAGACACCAAGGUGCACAACUUGAAGUGUGAGGUGUGUGGAGCUCAGUUUGAGACCAGGCGGGGAAUGUCCAGCCACGCCCGCUCUCACUUGCGCCAGCUGGGUAUCAGUGUUUCAGAGAGCAGCGGGGCACCCAUUGACCUCCUCUACCAAAUUGCCAAGGAGCGAAAUCUAGACAGCCAAAUAAGCUCAUCUCUUCUGGAGCCCCUUUCAGCCAAGAACGCCUCUGCUUCUGCUCCUCAGAAAGAUGAGGACUUAGAAGACAUGGACUUAGACGAGAAACCAAUACCCCUUUCCGUACUGGCCAAAGCGGCGAAAGCAGUGCCACCCUCUUCCUCCUCCACACCUACACCUUCUCCUGGUGCCUCUCCAGCUCCCACUCACUCUAGCUCCCCUUCCUCAGUAGUGAGGAAAGCCCCCAUUUCCUCUCUACUGCCUGUGUCUUCCCCCUUGCGCUCCCCAGAGCACAAGGCUGGGGGAAUGAAAAGCUUGACCUCUAACCUCUCUCCCUCCGCCGCCAUCACAACAUCCAAACCCAUCUGGGCACCGCAGGAAAAUGACGCACCUCUCAACCUCACACUCGAGGUGGACCCCAAUAAGGACAUAGUUUGUCAGCUGUGUGGCGCCUGGUUUGAGACACGGAAAGGCUUAUCCAGCCAUGCACGAGCCCACCUGCGGCACUUUGGGGUGGAGUACUCUGAAUCCAAGGGCUCUCCCAUUGACCUCCUGAACCAGCUCAUUGAUACUGAUGACUUCAAGCACAAAGCCAGUGCACUGCAGCUCGACAGCCACACAGAACCGCGGGGCCUCACGACCACGACACUCUCCUCCCCAAAGCAGUCCCUGCUGAGCCUCUCCUCCUCUUCCUCCUCAUCCCUCCUCUAUAAGGUGACCACAGCUGGGGGUGGGUCGACAUCCAAAGCUACCUCUUCCUCUGCCUCAUCUUUACUUGGCCCACCUGCCAAGCGACACAAGUCCUCUUCCAUGCAGGUCUUCCGCCUGAGUAGUGGGGAGCUCAUGGCCCUUCCACACAGUGAACCUCCGAAGGAAAUAGGCUGUGAAUUCUGUGGGGAAUAUUUCGAGAACCGUAAAGGGCUCUCCAGCCACGCCCGCUCUCACUUGCGUCAGAUGGGCAUUACUGAGUGGUCUGUUAACGGCUCCCCGAUUGACACCCUGCGGGAAAUCAUCAGCAGGCGGGGCCUGCCUUGCGCCCUUCCUGUAAAACCUCUUAAAACUCCACCUCCGUCCUCUCCGGGACCCCCUCGUUCCCCUCUGUCAACCUCCUCCUCUCCCUCAGCCAACCUCCUCAGUCGUCUACCCUUCGCCUUCGCCCGUCCCUCUAGUCCUCCUCAGCCUGCAGUUUCUAAGUCGAGCUCAGCUCCACCGACGUCGUCUAGUGGGCUGAUUCUCAAGCUGAAGCCUGAGCCGGUGCAGCUGGAGGUCACCACACCAGGAGCUGUGGGGAGAUCUGGCGGCUUCUCUGCUGAACCUCUCAACUGUAGCUGGAGCAGCUCUGACAGUGUGUUCCCCCUCAACUUGGCCAUGGCCCAUGAAGUGGAGCCUACAAGGGAUAUUCGCUGUGAGUUCUGCGGGGAAUACUUUGAGAACCGUAAAGGCCUCUCCAGCCACGCCCGCUCCCACCUGCGCCAGAUGGGCAUUACAGAGUGGACUGUCAACGGUUCGCCCAUUGACACCCUGAGAGAGGUUAUGCACAAGAGAGGGGUAGACGCCUCCUCUCAUUCAGACCAGGGAGUGAAGAAGGAGUCGAGCCAGGGAGCCCACAGUCCCCUGUGGGAGAGCAUGGGCGGCGCCGGCAGUUCAGAGAGUUUGGGUGUUUCAGGCUACCAGACCUCCAAAUACCGUAAAUCUCCUCUCAGUUUGCUGCAGUCAGGGUCGAGGCUCCAUAAGCAGGGCCUGGGGUCCGUGGGCCCCUCUGCUACCCCACCUGCAGGGAAGUUCUUCAGGAUGUCUCCACUGGGGAAACGGUCUCUGUCGGAGGAUGCCCAAUCAGUGGAGACUGCCCACUCACCGCCACAUCAGCUUAAGACAUUCUCACCUCUGCCACAUGAGUUCUCCUACAAAAGAAAAUCCUCCCCAGACAAGCACGGACACCAGGAUCCCAGCUGUGAGCUGUGUGGGUUCUACUUUGAGAACCGUAAGGCUUUGGCAAGCCACGCGCGAGCUCACCUAAGGCAGUUUGGUGUGACUGAGUGGUGUGUUAAUGGGUCCCCUAUCGAGACGCUUAGCGCUUGGAUGCGCAGCAGGCCGCAGAAGGUGUUGGAGAUGCACCGCAGCUACAUGCAGGGUAACCGCUCCACCCUCAAGAAGAAGAGCAGCUCACCUUUCUCUGCGUCAACGGAUUCUGAUCAUGUCCUCCCCAUCUCAUCACAGAAGGCCUCCUCUUCCUCCUCCUCCUCCUCCUCCCAGUGGUCUUCUUCGUUGGCUGUAAGCCUGGUGCGGCCACUGAGCCGUGAGGUCAGCCAUGGCUCUUCCAAGACCACAGAGGGUGAAGCUGGUACCAACCAACAGGCUGCUCCCUUCAGGCCUGGCCGCAGCAGUCCCAGCCCAUCGCGGCUCAUCAGCAGCCUCCCACUUCAAGCACAGGUGGCACGCAGUGAGCUUAACGUCCGCCUGCCUAGAGGUUUUGAGCGUCGGCCCUUGAAGCACCCGUCUUGCCCAGAUGGAACGGAGAGGGACAGCGGCCCUCCUAAGCCUCCCCGCACAGGCACCGUCCCCGCCCUGGUGCCCAAACCACCCUCCUACCCACUGGUCAAACUGGUGGGCAAGUUCUACACCCUGAAGUGCCGGUUCUGCGAGGUGGAGUUCCACGGUCCGCUGUCGGUGCAGGAGGACUGGAUCAGACACCUCCAGCAACACAUCCUUAAGAUGAACUACAACAAGCCUGCUGCACCCAAAGCAGCCUCCGCUGAACCCCCUGCCCCGGCUGAUGACCCAGCCCCGGUCCAGGCCUCUGCCCCAGCCUCCACCUCUACCUCCAGCACCACCUCUACAACACCCGCCCUCACCUCCACCCCGACCCGCACCACAGCUCCCAACAGCCACUCCCCUACGCCGCCGGCUGAGUGCGCUCCGACUGUCACUGCCACAGAGAUAGUAAAGGUCUCAGAGGAGCAGCCCACCCUAACUCCGACUCCCAUUCCCCUCACUACUCAAACGGCGUAAGCUCAAAUUCAUCGCCCGCUAUCAUUUUACCCCUUUUGUUUUUUCCUGCCUUUACAAUUUCUUUUUUCCAUCCGUUUCUUUCCUUUGGCCUUCACAAAGUGUUGUUGAGGAGGUGUGUUUCCCCUCCAAAGAGUUCUCUGAGCCCCAAGCACCUUUGAAGCAGCUUUCUAGACUGUUACUAAGUCCUGUUACCAUGGGAACGAAGCUCUCCUGGCUUAUCCAUGCGCCGGGGAUGGGUGAUUGUGGGCACUGUCCAAGGUUUUGAGGAGAGAUGAACUAAAGUUUUGUGUUUGCCUUGUUUAAUAUGAAUGUCCAGAUGUUGAUGUGGACCGUUGCUGUACCCCUCCGCCCAUUCACUGGGUGGUUUAGGGGUUAAUGUAGCCCUUAUCAAACUUCAACCCCCCUUGUCCACUUCAUUUUUACCCCAUGCCUUUCCCCUUAUGAACAGUGUGUUACUAAGACCUGCGAGACUCUGACCAUUUCUACCAGCAACAUCUCAGUGAGAGCACACUGGUAGCGUUGGCCUCAGCCUCUAACCUAAAGGUCCCGACUGAGAUUAUAUGACAUUUAUAAUUAUGCUAGUCUUGUGGUUGAGACUUUAAACACGUGGUAACACUUAGUGUUAAAAAUGGCACUUUUAAUACUGACAUUGUCACUGAGCACUUACUGAAACGCCCAUUUUAAUUGGGUGGAAUUUGACUAUUUCAGAUUGGUUAAAGGAGCAAGAAGUGGAAGCACACCCAAAAAGGGAAGAUCCCCCAGUUAACUUUAUAAUGUAAUACUGUCCCCAAAAUAUAGAUUUUGCUUGAAUGUAGCUUAAAGCACCUAUUAAUACCUUAUAUGCACACAUUCAUACACAAUCAAACAUAUGCCCCAUAUUACUAUACCAUUGAUGGUUUUACCUUUUCAUGAUGUUACUACUCAACAGUCUGCUGUUUUCUGCAGAUAGGGCUGCUGUUGUGCUGAAGGCACAGUUGCUUUUUAAUCUGCCUCUCUGGAUUCGAGAAGUGGGGCCAUAGAAAACAUUCAAGGUUACACAUUUCAAGUUUUAGAUUUUCCAUUCACAGUGUUGCCAUUUUCUUCCUGCCGUUUUUUAAUGUAACCCAAAUUAUUAUUUAUUUAUUAUUAUGCAUCUGAAUGUGGUAAGCUAGGUCAUUUUAAAGCUAAAGUAGAACUUUGGAUCGUUUGAAAAUAGGUCAGCAGUGCACUUUUACACUGGUGCACAGUGUGUGUGUGUGUGUGUGAGCGUGUGUGUGUGAGCGUGUGUGAGCGUGUGUGUGUGUGUGAUAGUUUGUGUACAUACAUACAUAGCAAAUGUGCAUUUGUUUCCAAUUUUAAAGAGAAAGACAGAAGUAAAACUGCUUGAUAGGAAGACGUCUCCGUAGCUCAACAUGAACUAAAUGUGGGAGCCUGUCUGUAAGUGGUCUGAUCAGGACUUACAUGCAUCCGUCAUUGUGUUAGGAUGUGCCAAAGAGUCUGUUUACUUCCUUGUCCUGCCUCUGUAAAAGCUGUUUACAUUGGAUAUGAUGGUGGAGGAAACUCUGCACAGCUAUCGAGUUCCCCGAGGCUCCACGCUGAACAAUGGACCGAACAGUUAACCGGCGGUGAUCUGCAUCCACUGCAUGCAAGUUCCCCGACGGUUGGAAAGACUCGGGCUACUGGACUGGCUUCAUGGGACUUAUGUUGUUACUGUAGGGUUAGAUUAUUCCAAUUAACCAUGAACACAAACCAAACUUUAUUUCAAGACAGGGCUCCUGAGAACUGUCAGCCCUGAGUCCAAACACAGAAACACAUCUGACCUCGGGCUCACAAGAGGAGCGAGCAGCGGCAGGCUCCUGAGACUGAAGUCUGCGGUCUGUUUCUUUCUACAUUGCUUCAGAGUGCGUUCAUAUCAACCUAGAACUGAAGCAAUAACUAAAGGGUCCAUGUAGGCUGAUGACCUUUUAAACUUUGUUUCAGUGUUGCCAUGUUUGAAACAUGACUGUUCAAUCCAAACGAUACCCCGACCCCUUUUAUGGAGUAUAGAUACAUACUAUAUAACUACAUGUACUUAAGAAACUGUUGAUGCUAGUAGAGCCAUCAGCAGUUCGAUUAGCAAGGUAGUUAAAAAAAAUAAGUGAUCUUAAUUCCUCUAUCGUGAUUUGAUUUCAACCUUUGAUGCUAUGUAUUUUUUAUUGCUCUGUGCAUUUCUGUAUUUGCAGUCCUGCAAGGUGAAUCUUAGAGUAUUUUUUAUUUUUAUCCGUUAGUCUCUCCAAGCUGAAACUUUGGUGCUGGUGAGAAUGUUGCAGGUCGGGAGGCGGUGAGUUGCGAGUGACUGAACGUGAGGAAAACAUUUUAAUGUGAUUGUCACGUCCUGGUAUCAAAGGACUCUAAAAAUCAGGCCUUGAAGGGGACCACUUUGCACGGUGAGGUAUUAUCCUCUCUGCAUUCUCAGAGUAAUAAGAGUUCAACGCUGUAGCCUCUCGCAGGUCUGUGGCUGCAUUACUGUGUGAGAUGUGAAUCAGAGGCCGGUGCAUUAGAGUUCCCCUUUAAGAAUAAGCCUCAGCUAGUGUAACUGGCUGUUCUGUGUGCGUGUGUGCGUGAGUGUAUGAGUGUGAAAAAAAGACAAGUGAGAUGACAAUGAUGACGAUAGAAGAAAAAGAUGCAGUUGAGGAAAAAAAACUGUACUGUACACAAAAGGGUUAAGUUUUAAGUGAAUCAACUCCAGAACAAACAAUAAAUGUGAUUUCAAUUUCA